Ornithorhynchus anatinus (platypus) is the source of this 2589-nucleotide messenger RNA. It is a transcript of the gene DNAJA4, whose product is annotated as DnaJ heat shock protein family (Hsp40) member A4. The record is from RefSeq and is a predicted model, not a curated record. The transcript has 7 exons. Gene Ontology annotation, molecular function: ATP binding; Hsp70 protein binding. Gene Ontology annotation, biological process: response to heat; protein refolding. Lineage: Eukaryota; Metazoa; Chordata; Mammalia; Monotremata; Ornithorhynchidae. Gene Ontology annotation, cellular component: cytoplasm; cytosol. The coding region runs from base 38 to 1231 and encodes 397 amino acids.
AUCCCCCCCCCCCCCCCCCCCCCCCCGAGGAGCCAAGAUGGUGAAGGAAACGGGCUACUAUGACAUCCUGGGGGUGAAGCCCAACGCCUCCCCCGACGAGAUCAAAAAGGCCUACAGGAAACUGGCGCUCAAGUAUCAUCCGGACAAGAACCCGGACGAGGGCGAGAAGUUUAAACUCAUAUCCCAGGCCUAUGAAGUGCUUUCAGAUGCAAAGAAGCGGGACAUUUAUGACCAGGGCGGGGAGCAGGCCAUCAAAGAAGGCGGCACUGGAGGUGGCAACUUCUCUUCACCCAUGGACAUCUUUGACAUGUUCUUUGGGGGUGGAGGGCGUAUGGCAAGAGAGAGGAGAGGCAAGAACGUGGUGCAUCAACUGUCUGUUUCACUUGACGAUCUAUAUAAUGGAGUAACAAGGAAACUAGCCCUCCAGAAGAAUGUAAUUUGUGAAAAAUGUGAAGGAAUUGGUGGAAAAAAAGGAUCUGUUGAAAAAUGUCCCAUCUGCAAAGGGAGAGGCAUGCAAAUUCAUAUUCAGCAGAUUGGGCCUGGCAUGGUACAGCAAAUUCAGACCGUGUGUCCGGAAUGCAAAGGGCAGGGUGAACGAAUCAAUCCAAAAGACCGGUGUGAACACUGUAAUGGUAUGAAGGUUAUAAGAGAGAAAAAGAUUAUAGAAGUUCACAUUGAAAAAGGUAUGAAAGAUGGACAGAAGAUUCUGUUUCACGGAGAAGGAGAUCAGGAGCCUGAACUGGAACCUGGUGAUGUCAUAAUUGUGCUUGAUCAGAAGGAUCAUAGUGUCUUUCAGAGACGAGGACAUGACUUGAUUAUGAAAAUAAGAAUUCAGCUUACUGAAGCUCUUUGUGGCUUCAAGAAAACAAUAAAAACACUGGAUAACCGAAUUCUUGUUAUAACUUCCAAACCAGGUGAAGUGAUAAAGCAUGGUGACCUGAAAUGCGUUCACAAUGAAGGAAUGCCCAUCUACAAAUCACCUAUGGAGAAGGGCUCUCUGAUAAUUCAGUUCCUAGUCGGCUUUCCUGAGAAACUCUGGCUUCCUCAAGAGAAAGUUGCUCAACUGGAAGCUUUACUUCCUCCAAGACAAAACGUCAGGGUUUCAGAUGAUAUGGAGCAGGUAGAACUCAUGGAAUUCAAUCCUAAUGAACAAAACUGGCGCCACAGCGCAGAGGCAUACGAGGAAGACGAGGACGGUCCUAGGGCAGGAGUGCAAUGCCAGACUGCGUGACGCGGUGUGGCGUGGACUAGCAAACUGAUAAAUGCAAAAAUGGCACUGCUUUUUUGGCUUAAUGUUUGGAGUGUCCUUGUACUUAUGUUCAGCGACCAGAAUUGCUGGGUGUCUUUUUUUUUUUUUCCCCCCUUGGUUUAUUAAGUUAUAGUUUGUUAUAGUUUAAAUGUUAAGGGUAAAAUUCCAACUACUCUCUGCCUAUGGAUCUCUUCACUUACAUUUCCAGGUUAUACCUCAGAAAAAAGCAAGUUCUCUUGCAAGUUCAUGCUUCUAGUUGCUUUAAGGGGAUCAGUUCCAUCAGUAAAGUUCAACGGCAUUGACUAGUGGAACUGUUGAAACGAGGUCGUAAAAAUGGCACAAAUUAGGGCCCUGCGUGGAUUUGGAGGAGCAGUUUUUCCAAGGAUCAGGCCAGAAAAUGUAGGGGAAGGGCGGGGGGGUGGGAGAACCUACACUCCAUAUUUGAGCAGGGAUUAUGGCACUGCAGUACCGGCAUGACUGGGCCCGGCAUUCUGCUUCCACAUCUGGAUGAUCUGUCCCUCUGGGCUGCUACAAUGAAUGUCACUGCAUCCCCCCUGAAAGUGCAGUAAUUUUCCCCUUUCGGCCCUGCCGGCUGUCAGACCGAACCGUGGCCGAAAACUUUUAGCCACUAAGUGCACAGUUGAAACAAGGCAGUAAUGCUACCAACGAAACACAAGCCGUAACCUCUAAAGUGAAUUAUUUUUCUCCUUAUUGCAGUCAGAGAUGCUGCCAUCUCAUGGAACAAACUAAUUGCUGCUAAAUGAUUUACCUCUGAGCUUAUUUAAUCUUCUUAAGGGAAGCCUGGGAAAAUAGAAAAGCAUUCCUGUUUGGAUUUAACUCCAUUUCUUCCCUUUACUACACUAAAUCGAGAAGAGGCGCAGUCUAAGUUUUUUUGUUUUCGUUGUUCCAUGUUGGCAAGUGGUCGAGCUUAAGCAUGAAUGUGUGUCUGUCUCCUCACCUGAGCUGACUUAAAAAGCAAUCUCAAAAAGGUUUCUUAAACUUUAAAACCAAGUAGUAAUUUAUGUUAAAAUCAGUUUGGCUGUGGUCUCUUUGAACUCAUCCCUUUGUUCCUGACUUUAUAUUGCUUACGUUGGCAAUCUCCUUAAUGCUAUCAACCAAAGUGUUUUAUUGUAAAAUAUACUUAAUUGCACACCACGAAGACAUUGCCUUCUUUUUAGCAACAUUAGCUAUCUGAUGCUGGGUGUCUGUAAUAGAGCGUACACUAGUAAUUCAGUAACUUUUCUAAAGUUCUGUAAAUGAAUGGCAGUGUGUUACAAAUGUUUGCCACCUCAUUCUCCUAAACUCACUCAACGUAUUAAAAUUUAACUUUUUUAAAAUAA